AUGGCCCCCGCCAGUCCCCUGGGUGCCGUGGGAAGCUCGGGCUGCUCGGCUGCGCGUUGAGAGCCGCACAUGCCGCUGGGAGCGGCGGCGGGGAGCGGCCGCGCUCGGAUGGGGCUGCGGCUGCCGCUGCGCCGGAGCGCCAGCUUCGCCCCGGACCAGCCCCCCGCCAUGGACGCAACGGGGCCCACCGCCCUCAGGAUGGAAGCGAACGUCCUCGUGAUGGGGGCGGACAACGUGGGGAAAUCAGCUCUGACUGUGCGUUUCCUGACCCGACGCUUUAUUGGGGAAUACGGAGACAUGGAAUUCAUCUACAGCCAUAACCUGACCUUGGAUGGCCGAGAGAUUCUCUUCCACAUCUGGGAUGUCCCCAGUUCCCAGGAGCAGGCAGAAGAGGAGGAGAAGCGUAUCCAGUGGGCAGAUAGCUUUGUCUUGGUCUACAGCAUCUGUGACCGUGCCAGCUUCAACAUCCUGCCCCUCAAAGUCCAGUUCAUCAAGGCGGCCAAGGAGGGGCAAAGCCAGGAGAAGGUGCCCAUCGUCAUCGUGGGCAACAAACGAGACCUGCAGCACCAGCGGGCAGUGUCCAGUGAGGAGGGUCGGCUCCUGGCCCUCUCUCUAGACUGUGGUUUCUACGAGGUCUCUGCAGCUGAGGCUUAUCACGGGGCCCUCAUGGUCUUCCAUGGACUGGCUGAGCGCAUUCCUGACACCAAACUGGCACUGAAGAAGGGCACAGGGAUCCGGGGCAUCGUCAAGACCAUGUCGGCUGUGUUUGCCCGUAAGCGAACGGACUCUCUCUGAGCAUGGGUGUUGCUUCUGUCUGUGCUGCCUGGCUGGGCCAAGCCUCCUCCCUGGCUGCCCAAGGAGAUGGUUGUUGUUGUUGUGAAGGCAAUAAUCACUCAAAUACGUAGAGGGUCUAAGUAAUGCACGUGCAGAGACGUACAGGGGCAACGUAGUACAACCACCAGAGCUGACCCGAAGCCACCCUUCCUUUGCUAGCUACCUCCUUAUAUGCUGCUUCUGCCCAUGAGAUCACCCAGGGCCCAAUUGAUUAACUUGCAGCACCUGUUUCUGAAGUAGCAUGCCAGCUGCAUUAACUUAUCCCUACCAUCUUUAUUCAAGCUGGCUGGUCCAAGCUACGUCUGUGCCUACAAUUCCCCCCUUUUUCUUUUUUGAA
Molecule: messenger RNA, 1171 nt
Organism: Colius striatus (speckled mousebird)
Lineage: Eukaryota; Metazoa; Chordata; Aves; Coliiformes; Coliidae
Product: ras-related and estrogen-regulated growth inhibitor-like protein
Molecular function (GO): GTP binding; GTPase activity
Source: RefSeq, a predicted model, not a curated record